UGACUUUGACAUCCGAAGAAAAAUAACCGACCCCAAACAGAAACAACAUUGCAAAUAAUUGAAAAUUAUUUUAUACUUUGUUGGCAAAUUAGUAUCAAAUGAAUCACACAGGCCAGUUUCUCUUUGUUAUAAUAAAAAUAUAGUAUGCUCUGUAGAUGUAAAUGUUUAAACGAUUUACACCAAAGUGAAGUAGGUACUAAGCGGGUAGGUAAAAGAUCCUAUACUACGAUAGGUAUUUUGUUUUGUGGCAACGCAAUCGAAUUUCUAUACUCAUAACGAACGUAAUUUAUCACCGUGAUAAGCAAAGCAGACGCAACAAGGGAAAUAAAAUUUCAUCGCUCCAUUGUAAGUUUAGCCACAAUGAUAGAAGCAUGGUCUAUGGGGCCCGGCACUCUAGAAGUGCCCUUAUCACUAUUUGCUAAGAACAGAGAGAGGCUUACGGAAAAGUUGCAGAAUGGUCAAGUCGUUGUUUUGCAAGGCGGAGACGACAUAAGCCAUUACGAUACAGACAUUCAAUAUGUUUUUAGACAGGAAGCAUACUUCACUUGGGUGUGCGGUGUAAGAGAGCCAGGAUGCUACUUUGCAUUAGACGUAAAGACGAAAAAAGCGUAUCUUUUUGUGCCCCGUCUACCUGAAGAAUAUGAGGUGUGGAUGGGCAAGCUACUCACGUGUUGUGAGUUCAAGAAAAUCUAUGGCAUUGAGGAGGUCCACUAUGUUGAUGAGCUUCGGGACAUUUUGAAAUCUUUAAAUCCUGAUACUCUUCUAACCCUCAGUGGACCAAACACAGACAGUGGCCUUACUGCAAAGGAGGCAGUUUUUGAAGGAAUUGAUGAAUUCAAAGUGGACAAUGAAAUACUAUUUCCCAUCAUUGCUGAACUGCGGGUGAUAAAGACACCUGAAGAAAUCGAAGUUAUGCGAUAUGUUUGCAAAGUAUCAUCAGAUGCUCAUAAACAGGUGAUGCUGUUCGCGCGGCCGGGGCUGAUGGAGUACCAGUGCGAGUCAGUGUUCCUCGACCACUGCUACCGCGUGGGCGGCUGUCGCCACGUGUCCUACACCUGUAUCUGCGGGUCGGGCCACAACGGCGCCACGCUGCACUACGGCCACGCCGCCGCGCCCAAUGCCAAGAUGAUCCACGACGGGGAAAUGUGUUUGUUCGACAUGGGAGGAAACUACGCGGGCUACGCGGCCGACAUAACGUGCUCGUUCCCCGCCAACGGCAAAUUCACUAACGACCAGAAGUUGAUCUACGAAGCCGUGUUAGCUGCUAGAGACGCUGUCGUCAGAGAAGCGAAACCCGGAGUGAUGUGGAGCGACAUGCACUUGACUGCGAACCGCGCCAUGCUAGAACAUUUGAAGAAAGGCGACUUGCUCAAAGGAGAUGUUGAAGAGAUGAUCAAGAACGGGGUGAACGGCGUCCUGCAGCCGCACGGGCUGGGCCACUUGCUGGGGCUGGACGUGCACGACGUGGGCGGCUACCUGCCGCACUGCCCGCCGCGCCCCUCCGGCCCGUUGGCCAGGCUGCGCACAGCGCGCGCUCUCAAGGCCGGCAUGGUGCUCACUAUUGAACCCGGGUGCUAUUUUAUACACAGGCUCUUGGACGGAGCUCAAAACAAUCCAAAGCAAGCUCAGUUCUUCAACUGGGAGCGAGUGAACCAGUUCCGAAGUUUCGGGGGCGUGCGCAUCGAGGACGACGUACUCAUCACUGAGCACGGAGUCGACAACCUGACCUACGUACCUAGAACUGUCGCAGAAAUUGAAGACUUCAUGGCAAAUGGUGCCAACUUCAAGUAACUUGGCUAUUUUAGAACUUGCAUCAAUCAAAGAAAACCAUAUUGUAUGAGUAUGAUUGUAGGAGGCUGAUGUAUAGUUUAUUCUUUGUAAGCAAAAAAAUCAUGUAUCAUAUUGUAUAUAAAAUAAAUUCAUAAUUAAUGAGUUAAAGAAAAAUAAUCUUAUUGAUUAUUUUUGUAAAUUGUAAGCCUUCCUAAUAAAAUUAAUGCUUUCUAUGUGAAUGUGAAUAAUAUGCUACUGUUCGCUAUUAUUUCGAUUAGGUACCUAAUAAUUUAUUGAAAACUAUCAUUUUUAUAAACCUUUUGUAUGGGAUUAUAUUAUAUUAAAAAAAGUCUUACCAUUUCAUAGUUUUUAUUUUUGCCUUCUGAUUCUGAUAUAUGAAAUAAUUUAUAAUCACUUUUUAAUCAUCAUAUUAUCAUUCUUAUUACGAGUUAUAACUCAUCUGUUUCGAGAAUGCCGUUACCUCGCGUCCCACUUCCCCGCACCGGACUUCCAGACGGACCCGGCAAUACUCUACCCACGGAAAGUAUACCGCUCUCUCUGUUACGUAAUUUAAAA
This is a messenger RNA of Maniola jurtina (meadow brown), 2346 nucleotides long. RefSeq names its product xaa-Pro dipeptidase (gene Dip-C). Lineage: Eukaryota; Metazoa; Arthropoda; Insecta; Lepidoptera; Nymphalidae. Bases 361 to 1791 code for a protein of 476 amino acids. Gene Ontology annotation, molecular function: manganese ion binding; metalloaminopeptidase activity. The transcript is spliced from 12 exons. The record is from RefSeq and is a predicted model, not a curated record.